Molecule: messenger RNA, 1171 nt
Organism: Durio zibethinus
Lineage: Eukaryota; Viridiplantae; Streptophyta; Magnoliopsida; Malvales; Malvaceae
Source: RefSeq, a predicted model, not a curated record
AUGAACAUUAAAGCUGACGACAGAAAAUGGAAUUUUCUCAUGUCCAUGGCUGUGGGAAUUGAUGAAAUGCAGGAUGGUUUGAGGAAGUCUGCUCAAACUGAUCAUUUGCCGUUAUGUCCAUCCAAAAGUAUGAUAAAUAGUGUGGUAUCAGGCUUGUCUGUUGAAAUUGUUGGGUGCAGUUACCUGGCAAAGAUACUGGCUCCAGAAGGUUCAAAGGAUGUGGCUGUGGGGAAACCUAUUGCAGUAACAGUUGAAGAUCCAGUUGAUAUUGAAGCUGUAAAGACCACUACAGUCAAAAAGCGAGAACCAACUCAUCAUGAAUCCAAAAGUAAAGUUAGAGAGCAGAAGUCUGGUACAAAGAUCAGUACAUCAGCAAAGUUGCUUAGAAUAUGGAUUAGAUGCAUCAUCACUAAAGAAAAAACCAUCAACUCAAAUCAUCCUAAGAAAUCUCCUUCAGCGAGGCCUGAGUCAAAAGCUCAUCCACAGCAAUCAGAUUCUUUCGAAGACUCGUCCAAUACUCAAAUUUGCAAGGUUAUUGCGAGGAGGCUAUUGGAAUCAAAACAGACUACGCCACAUUUGUAUUUAUCUUCUGAUGUUAUACUGGAUCCUCUUCUUUCGUUUAGGAAGGAGCUUAAAGAGAAGCAUGAUAUUAAAGUUUCAGUUAAUGACAUCGUCAUAGAAGCAGUGGCAAUUGCUUUGAAAAAUGUACCUGAAGCUAAUGCUUAUUGGGAUGUUGAGAAAAGGGGAAAUAAUUGUGUGAUUCUGUUGACAUAUCAAUUUCAGUUGCUACUGAGAAGGGUUUAAUGAUUCCAAUUGUAAGAAAUGCAGAUCAGAAAUCCAUUUCAUCAAUCUCCUCAGAGGUACUUUCAUUUUUGACCUCUACCCUUUGUUGAUUUUAACAACUUUGUUUGGCUCCACUACUCUGUAGUGUAAGUGAUAUGACUGCGGUUUUAAGCCUAGCAGCCUCGCGUUGGACAUAACAUAAACUUGAGCUUUCUCAAUUUUGGUUACUUUACACCAGAUCAUUAGGUUUAUUGCCUAUGUACUCUGCCUUUUAAGCUUGUUUAAAUCUCAAUUCAGAAAGGUAAUGCUAAUUAUGAGGUUUUUAUAUUACCUUAUUUUGGGUUGAUUUUUAGGUUUUGAUUUGUGCCAAAUUGUUGAUAUAUUUACA